Molecule: messenger RNA, 1359 nt
Organism: Gracilinanus agilis (Agile Gracile Mouse Opossum)
Lineage: Eukaryota; Metazoa; Chordata; Mammalia; Didelphimorphia; Didelphidae
Gene: CXCR5
Product: C-X-C motif chemokine receptor 5
Exons: 3
Coding region: 1-1359 (452 amino acids)
Biological process (GO): B cell activation; chemotaxis; lymph node development
Cellular component (GO): membrane
Molecular function (GO): C-X-C chemokine receptor activity
Source: RefSeq, a predicted model, not a curated record
AUGAGCCCUGUAGAGUGGGCAGCCGCCCACUGCACUGCCAGGCUGAUGUUGGCUAGUGGUGCCAGCCUUGCUGAUCCUUCUCACCUGCCGCAGGAAUCCCCUUUGCUGGAUCUCUGCCUGCUGAAACUCAGUGCAUCCAAACGAGUAAAACGCCACCUCCUCCAUGAAGCUGUCCUUGUUCUUCCCAAGAGUAAGGAUCCUUCUCCUGCAGAGCUGGAGAAGCUCUUUGUUUCGUUCCCCUCUAAUGCCUUGAGCAUCUUCAGUUAUGCACUGAAGCCACUUAUACAGUUUUCAGAUUUCGGUAACUAUAGCAACUAUAGCAAUGAGCUGCCUGAGCCAGACGAGUAUUUAUGCCCUGAAGUCCGUGGCUGGGCAGACCAACUGGGCCUCAAGGCAGUUUUUGUGCUUUUGGCCUAUAGCGCCAUCUUCCUCCUGGGCAUGAUGGGCAACACCUUGGUGCUAGUGAUCCUGAAGAGCCAUCGCACGUCCCGAAGCUCCACAGAGACCUUCCUCCUCCACCUGGCUGUGGCCGACCUCCUCCUUGUGCUCACCCUGCCCUUCGCGAUGAUUGAGGGUGCCGUGGGCUGGGUGCUCGGGGCCUUCUUCUGUAAGGCCGUGAGCGCCCUACACAAAGUCAAUUUCUACUGUAGCAGCCUGCUCCUGGCCUGCAUUGCCGUGGAUCGCUACCUGGCCAUCGUCCACGCCGUCCACACCUACCGCCACCGUCGGCUCCUCUCAGUCCGUGUCACCUGUGCUGCUGUUUGGCUGGCCAGCUUCCUCUGUGCCCUCCCCGAGCUCCUGUUCGUGAAGGUCAGCAAAAGUGGCGCCAACAAUUCUGCCACUUGCAGUUUCUCUGGCCAAGGCUUGGCGGGCAGUAACGCAUGGCUCACCUCACGCUUCCUGUACCACGUGGGGGGCUUCCUCAUCCCCCUUCUGGUGAUGGGCUGGUGCUACGCAGGGGUGGUGAAGCGCCUGUGCCAGGCCCAGCGGAGACACCAGCGGCAGAAGGCCAUCAAAGUAGCCAUCCUGGUGACGGGGGUAUUUUUUUUCUGCUGGUCCCCUUAUCAUGUGGUCAUAUUCCUAGACACACUGGUGAUGCUAGAUGCUGUGCCCAAGUCCUGCCAGCUGGAUGACCACCUGGCAACAGCCAUCACCACAUGCGAGUUCUUGGGCUUGGCUCACUGCUGUCUCAACCCUGUGCUUUAUACCUUUGUGGGUGUGAAGUUCCGAAGUGACCUGAUCCGCCUGCUGGGGAAGCUGGGCUGCAUGGUCCCUGCUGCCCGCCACCGAUUCCUCUCCAGCUGGCGCAAGGGCAGCAGCUCAGAAUCAGAGAAUGCCACUUCUAUCACCACUUUCUAG